UUGGCGCCAAACUACCCAUGGCUGGACGCGCUACUACACAAAGUAACGCCAUCCCAGCCUGGAGGAAAAGAAUCGAGGACCGUAUCGCAAAGGCAAAGGGCCCUUAUCGGCAGACUGACAAGCUUCAGGUCGGGUAAUAAUAGACCGAGGAUUAUGCGCACCGUUAGGAUGGCGUUUGCUGGGACAAAUAUCAGUUUGUCCCAGCCGGAUAUCACGCAGAAACUAACGGAGCGCAUAGACGACCUGAAGCAAAAGAUCGCUGCUUGGGGGAAGCGGAUUCGACGAUUUUCCGAGGGGUCAAGGCGGUUCAACCAGAAUCGUCUCUUCCAGAGUGAUCAGAAGAGGCUCUAUAAAUUAUUGGAGCGACCAAAGGUAUGUGGAGCGGGCCAAGGACCGGAUCAGGCUGACAUUAUCGCAUUCUGGCGUGGCCUGUGGUCAGAGCCCGUAAACCACAGUGAGGGCCCUUGGAUGGAAGUUGUGGCGAGCCAGGGUGCGAGUGUUACGCCUAUGGACCCCAUCACCAUAACGCCAGAAGACGUGGCUGAGGCGGUCCGUAGGGCCCCGAACUGGAAAAGUCCGGGGCUCGACGGGCUGCAUCAUUACUGGCUGAAGGGGUUCGUAGUGUGUCACGCUGUGCUCGCCCGACAGUUUCAAGAGGCUCUCGACCAGAAGUCGCUCCCGAGCCUCUUCACUACUGGGAUCACUCACUUGGUUCCUAAAGAUCAGGAUACCACAGACCCGAGCAAAUACCGCCCCAUCACGUGGCCGCUGCCUGGGGGUCGCCGGGGCGCGUCUGGAGCUGGCGCUGGACGCGGCAGCAUGCGGGCCGCCAGCCGAGCGCGAGGAGCUGCAAGAACACCUAACAGCCCCCCGCAUCCAUCAUCCCCACCAGACGGCUUGAUGUCGGCAGGGUCCUCUCGGACUCGGCAAGCGGCAUCCGCCGCUGGUGGAGUGCGCCGCAUGCGUUGGACAAGGGAUAUGAACGCAAACGCAUUGCGGGCGUACUAUAGGGCGAAAGGGGAAGAAACUGCGGGGAUAGCGUAUCGGGCUCGGAUGCAUUGCUUUUUUGCUGAGCUGGAGCCGUCUAUUCCCGUCAAGGAACAAAACCUGGCAGACCGAGUUCGGUACAUCAUGCGCUCGAAAAUAUUCGAUGAUGCCGAGCUCGAACGACUACGACGUGAGGCCAUUCCCUCAUCGAAUGAAUUGGCUACGGCUGGGGAUGCGGCUCCUCAGGCGACAGACCAGCUGCCACGCGUAGAAGCCGCCAUGGAUCUUCCAGUUGUGGUUGAUUCAGAUGAUGAUGAAAUGGUCUCCCACGAACUAGAGCAAAUGAGGAGUAUAUUGGAAGAGGCGAUUUUGGAAACGCGCAGCAUGCCUCUCGAAAAUCGACCGCGACUUCCCCGCAUACCUCUAAGCAAGCGAAAUCGGGCUGUCGUGAGGGCUCUUAACCCAAUGCUGGUAACCUAUUUGGAAGCCAGCCGGGACCUUUGCGAGACGGACUCAGUUCUUUUUGGCGCCGCAGUGGCAGCUUGCCGUAUUAUUGGCGCCAGACUUCCCAUGGCUGGACGCGCUACUAAACAAAGUAGCGCCAUCCCAGCCUGGAGAAAAAGAAUUGAGGACCGUAUCGCAAAGGCAAGGGCCCUUAUCGGCAGACUGAUAAGCUUCAGGUCGGGUAAUAAUAGACCGAGGGUUGUGCGCACCGUUAGAAUGGCGUUUGCUGGGACAAAUAUCAGUUUGUCCCAGCCGGAUAUCACGCAGAAACUAACGGAGCGCAUAGACGACCUGAAGCAAAAGAUUGCUGCUUGGGGGAAGCGGAUUCGCCGAUUUACUGAGAGGUCAAGGCGGUUCAACCAGAAUCGUCUCUUCCAGAGUGAUCAGAAGAGGCUCUACAAAUCAUUGGAGCGACCAGAGGUAUGUGGAGCGGGCCCAGGACCGGACCAGGCUAACACUGUCGCAUUUUGGCGUGGCCUGUGGUCAGAGCCCGUAAACCACAGCGAGGGCCCUUGGACGGAAGUUGUGGCGAGUCAGUGUGCGAGGAUUACGCCCAUGGACCCCGUCAUCAUAACGCCGGAUGACGUAGCUGAGGCGGUCCGUAGAGCCCCGAACUGGAAAAGUCCGGGACUCGACGGACUGCAUCACUACUGGCUGAAGGGGUUCAUGGUGUGUCACGCUGUGCUCGCCCGUCAGUUUCAAGAGGCUCUCAACCAGAAGUCGCUCCCUAGCCUCUUCACUACUGGGAUCACUCAUUUGGUUCCUAAAGACCAGGCCCGCUUGUGCACAUGGCCUCAACAUGAAACGGCGCCGGGUCUGGGCGUCUCCCGUUACAUGACGCCCACACUAUGGAUGAUGGAAUACGGAAGAUCGCGCAAGGGGCCGCUGCCUGGAGGUCGCCAGGGCGCGUCUGGAGCUGGCGCUGGACGCGGCAGCAUGCGAACCGCCAGCCGAGCGCGAGGUGCUGCACGACCACCCAGCAGCCCCUCGCAUCCAUCAUCUCCACCAGCUGGCUUGGUGUCGGCAGGGUCUUCGCGGGCCCAGCAAUCGGCACCCGCCUCUGGUGGAGUACGCCGCAUGCGUUGGACAACCCAGAUGAACAGCAACGCAUUGCGGGCGUAUUUUAGGGCGAAAGGGGGAGAAACUGGAUGUUUGGCUUAUCGGGCUAGGAUGCAUCGUCUUUUUGCUGAGCUGGAGCCAUCUUUAACCGUCACAGAGCAAAACCUGGCAGACCGAGUUCGGUAUAUCUUGCGCUCAAAUAUAUUUGAUGUCGCCGAACUCGAACGGCUACGACGUGAGGCUGUUCCCUCGUCGGAUGAGAAUGCUACGGCUGAGGAUGCGGCGCCACAAAUGGCAGAGCAACCCGCAAACGUGGAUACCGCCGUGAAUACCCCAGUUGUGGUUGAUUCCAGCGAUGAUGGAACAGUCGCCCAGGAACUGGAAUUAGAGCAUAUGAGGAGUACAUUGGAAGAGGCGAUUGUGGAAACGCGCAGUACGCCUCUCGAAAAUCGACCGCGACUUCCCCGCAUAGCCCUAAGCAAGCGGAAUCGGGCUGUCGUGAGGGCUCUGAACCCAAUGCCGGUGACCCAUUUGGAAGCCAGCCGGGACCUUUGCGAGACGGACUCAAUUCUUUUUGGCGCCGCGCUGGCAGUCUGCCGUAUCAUAGGCGCCAAGGUUUCCACGGCUGGACGCGCUACUGGCCAUAGUAGCGCUAUCCCAGCAUGGAGAAGAAGAAUUGAGGAACGUAUCGCAAAGGCUAGAGCUCUCAUCGGCAGACUGAUAUGCUUCAGAUCAGGCAACAACAGGCCAAGAAUUGUGCGCACCGUCAGGAUGGCGUUUGCUGGGACAAAUGUCAGUUUGUCCCAGCCGGAUAUAACGCAAAAACUGACGGAGCGCAUAGAUGAUCUGAAGCAGAGAAUCGCUGCUUGGGGAAAGCGGAUUCGGCGAUAUACCGAGAGGUCGACACGGUUCAACCAGAAUCGUCUCUUCCAGAGUGAUCAGAAGAGGCUCUAUGAAUCAUUGGAGCGACCAAUGGUAAGUGGAACGGGUCCAGCACCGAAUCAGGCCGACACUGUAGCAUUCUGGCGCGGCCUGUGGUCAGAGCCCGUAAACCACAGCGAGGGCCCUUGGACGGAAGUUGUGGCGAGUCAGUGUGCGGGUAUUACGCCCAUGGACCCCGUCAUCAUAACGCCGGAUGACGUAGUUAAGGCGGUCCGUAGGGCCCCGAACUGGAAAAGUCCGGGGCUUGACGGGCUGCAUCACUACUGGCUGAAGGGGUUCAUGGUGUGUCACUCUGUGCUCGCCCGACAGUUUCAAGAGGCUCUCGAUCAGAAGUCGCUCCCGAGCCUCUUCACUACUGGGAUCACUCAUUUGGUUCCUAAAGACCAGGAGCUGGAGCCAUCUCUAUCCGUCACUGAGCAAAACCUGGCAGACCGAGUUAGGUACAUCCUGCGCUCCAACAUAUUUGGUGACGCCGAACUCGAGCGACUACGACGUGAGGCUAUUCCUUCAUCGAAUGGAAAUGCUACGGCUGGGAAUGCGGCGCCACUAGAUGCGCAACAAACUGCAUAUGUGGAUGCUGCCGUCAACAUUCCAUUUGUGGCUAAUUCAGACGAUGAUGGAAUAGUCUCCCACGAACUAGAGAAAAUGAGGAGCAUAUUGGAAGAGUCGAUGCUGGAAACGCGCAGCAUGCCUCUCGAAAAUCGACCGCGACUUCCCCGCAUACCCCUUAGCAAGCGAAAUCGGGCUGUCGUGCGGGCUCUUAACCCAAUGCUGGUGACCUAUUUGGAAGCCAGCCGGGACCUUUGCGAGACGGAUUCAAUUCUUUUUGGCGCCGCACUGGCAGUAUGCCGUAUUAUUGGCGCCAAACUUCUCGUGGCUGGACGUGCUACUCAAAAAAGUAGCGCCAUCCCAGCCUGGAGAAAAAGAAUUGAGAACCGUAUCGCAAAGGCAAGGGCCCUUAUCGGCAGACUGACAAGCUUCAGGUCGGGUAAUAAUAGACCGAGGAUUAUGCGCACCGUUAGGAUGGCGUUUGCUGGGACAAAUAUCAGUUUGUUCCAGCCGGAUAUCACGCAAAAACUAACGGAGCGCAUAGAUGACCUGAAGCAAAAAAUCGCUGCUUGGGGGAAGCGGAUUCGACGAUUUAGCGAGAGGUCAAGGCGGUUCAACCAGAAUCGUCUCUUCCAGAGUGAUCAGAAGAGGCUCUAUAAAUCAUUGGAGCGACCAGAGGUAUGUGGAGCGGGCCCAGGACCGGAUCAGGCUGACACUGUCGCAUUUUGGCGUGGCCUGUGGUCAGAGCCCGUAAACCACAGCGAGGGCCCUUGGAUGGAAGUUGUGGCGAGCCAGAGUGCAAGUGUUACGCCUAUGGACCCCGUCACCAUAACGCCUGAAGACGUGGCUGAGGCGGUCCGUAGGGCCCCGAACUGGAAAAGUCCGGGGCUCGACGGGCUGCAUCAUUACUGGCUGAAGGGGUUCGUAGUGUGUCACGCUGUGCUCGCCCGACAGUUUCAAGAGGCUCUCGAUCAGAAGUCGCUCCCGAGCCUCUUCACUACUGGAAUCACUCAUUUGGUUCCUAAAGAUCAGGAUACCACAGACCCGAGCAAAUACCGCCCCAUCACGUCUCUUUGUUUCUAA
Messenger RNA from Parnassius apollo (apollo), 5124 nucleotides. Lineage: Eukaryota; Metazoa; Arthropoda; Insecta; Lepidoptera; Papilionidae. The record is from the annotation of a GenBank genome assembly.